GUGCGGUGACACAGCUGUGUGUACAUAACCAAGGUCAUCUUGUGCUCCCUGCGCGCUCGUAGUGUACGCUCCCCUCCCGUUGCGCGGAGAGAAAGCAGCGUGACUCCACAGCUAAUUAAUCCCAAGGAGAUGAGCUCGCUGAUCCACCUUGAACAGUCCCAGGCACAAUCCUCUGAGAAGGAUGAUGAGGAGGAGACCUUGUCCCUUUAAUCCCCGUCAUUCUCCCGAGGACGAGCGAGCAGUCAGGACGGACUGUCCCCCUGGCAGAGCCGCACCAUGCCCGGGCUGCAGGGGACAGGUCUGGUCGAGCUGCCCCAGAAGCUCCAGCACAUGCUGACCGACAAGAAGGAAGUCCAGGGGAAAGGCGUGGAUAUCUCCGAGUCCGUGGUCCAUACGGCCAUGAUGGGGCUCCUGCUCAUGACCAGCGAGCCUCCUCGUGUUCCCGUCCUCGGAUCCGGCCAUGUUGGGCUGCGGAAUUUGGGCAACACGUGUUUCCUGAACGCCGUCCUGCAGUGUCUGAGCCGCACCAAACCGCUCCGGGAUUACAUCCUGCGCCAGGAAUAUCGCCACGAGCAACACGCAAGCUGCCGGACGCCACAGGAGCUCACCGAGGCCUUUGCUGAUGUCAUCGUCUCCUUGUGGAGCCCGGAGGCUCCGGAGGCAGCAAACCCGGCCCGUCUACGAGCGGUGUUCCAGAAAUACGUCCCAUCUUUCACUGGAUACAGUCAGCAAGACGCUCAGGAAUUUCUCAAGUUCUUCAUGGACCGGAUCCACGUGGAGAUCAACAGGAAGUGCAGGAAGACUCCCAGCAUCCUCUCUGAUGCCAAGCGACCCGUGUCACAGGAGCCCCAAGACUCACUCAGUGACGAUGAGCGGGCCAAUCUGAUGUGGAAGAGAUACCUGGAGAGAGAGGACAGCAAAGUCGUUGGUGAGUUCUUCUCUAAUAUCACAAGUGUGAUUNNGUGCCAGUCGUGUGGCUACCGGUCGCCGACCUUCGAGGUGUUCUGCGAUCUCUCCCUCCCCAUCCCAAAGAAAGGUUUCAGUAGUGGGAAGGUCUCCCUGUACGACUGCUUCAGCCUGUUCACCAAGGAGGAGGAGCUAAAUUCAGAGAACGCCCCCAUCUGCGAUCGAUGCCGUCAGAGGACCAAAAGUACAAAGAAGCUCACCAUCCAACGCUUCCCCCGAAUACUCGUCCUUCACCUUAACCGGUUCUCCACCACGCGGUUUUCCAUCAAGAAGUGUUCGGUGUCUGUCGAGUUCCCCGUACACCGGCUCAACCUGAAGGAGUUCGCCAGCGAGAAGGCCGGGAGCCCCGUGUAUAACCUGUACGCCCUUUGCAACCACUCGGGCAGCGUCCACUACGGCCACUACACCGCCUACUGCAAGGACCCGUCCGGCUGGUACGCCUACAACGACUCCAGGGUGACACCCAUCAGCGAGAGCCUGGUGCAGUCCAGCGAGGCGUACGUCCUGUUUUACGAACUGGAAGACGCGUGUUCGAUGAAGUGACUGAUGGGGAGCUCCAGGGAGGU
Messenger RNA from Nanorana parkeri, 1532 nucleotides. RefSeq names its product ubiquitin specific peptidase 21 (gene USP21). Gene Ontology annotation, cellular component: cytoplasm. The transcript has 12 exons. Bases 277 to 1509 code for a protein of 410 amino acids. Gene Ontology annotation, molecular function: cysteine-type deubiquitinase activity. The record is from RefSeq and is a predicted model, not a curated record. Lineage: Eukaryota; Metazoa; Chordata; Amphibia; Anura; Dicroglossidae. Gene Ontology annotation, biological process: protein deubiquitination.